AGGGAGUGAUUCAUCUGUCUUUUGUUAAUAAAAAAACUGAUAGUUUUAAGCACGGAUUGUUUGUUACGGCUGUUGGUUGGUAGUACCAACUACCAUGGCCAUCAUCUUCCCAAGUGUUCAUGGCGCGGAGGCGCCGCUCCUAGACGACACUGUCGACGGCUCUGUUGACUUCGAAGGCCGUCCGGUCCACAGGUCCAGCUCCGGAGUAUGGAGAUCCGCCGCUUUCAUCAUAGCCGUGGAAGUAACGGAGAGGUCUGCGUUUCACGGGGUUGGUACGAACCUUAUAACUUAUCUGACAGGGCCACUUGGUCAGUCUACGGCCACCGCAGCAGACAACGUGAACGCGUGGACCGGCACGGCGGCUUUGCUGCCUCUGUUGGGGGCGUUCGUCGUUGAUGCUUACCUUGGACGCUACCACACCAUCAUCGUUGCUUCUCUCGUUUACAUUUUGGGGCUAGGAAUGGUGAUCAUGUCAGCUAUAUUGACUUCUUUGGGUUCUUCUGGCUGCCAAAACGCCAAUAUUGUUGCAACACGUUCUUCUCCUCAGGUCCUAGCUUUUGGAGCAGAUCAGUUUGAUGGACAACACAUAAAGGAGAGGAUGAUAGCCAAAAGCUCCUUCUUCAAUUGGUGGUAUUUUGGUAUAUCCAUAGGGUCUCUCCUGUCGAUUUUGAUCAUUGUGUACAUUGAAGACUAUAUUAGUUGGGCCCUGGGGUUCGGAAUUGUCUUCAUAUUAAUGGCAGUUGGUCUAGUGAUAUUUUUGCUUGGAAGAAAGACUUACAGGUAUGGUGUCAAAGAGAACGACAAAAAUCCUUUUGCAAGAUCAAUUGGUAUGGUGUUCGUUGCUGCUGUUAGGAAUUGGCAUUUUACCACUUCUUCAGUGAUAGUUACCAAUGAAGGGGAAGUUCACCAAACCCCACUUCAGCAUAGUUCAGAUCAAUUCAGGUUCCUGAACAAAGCAUUACAUGCUCCAGAUUGUUCCGGAGAAGCAAGGAAACAGUGCAGCAUCAAAGAUGUUGAAGAUGCCAAGGCACUGCUGAGGCUCAUUCCCAUAUGGGCAACAUGCCUGGUGUAUGCCAUAGUGUUUGCACAAGCCUCAACUUUCUUCACAAAGCAAGGUGUCACCAUGGACAGAACAAUUUCCCAUGGCUUCAAAAUUCCAGCUGCUUCACUUCAAUUCUUCACCAGCAUUGCCGUCACCCUCUUCAUUCCCUUCUAUGACUCUGUUUUCGUCCCCACAGCUCGUGCUUUAACCCGUAAACCCUCUGGUAUCACCAUACUCCAAAGAAUAGGAACUGGGAUAUUUCUGUCUGCCAUUUCCAUGGUAGUUGCAGCUCUAGUUGAGAUGAAAAGGCUUAAAACUGCACAAGAGUACAGGCUAGUGGACAAACCGAACACAACGGUUCCCAUGAAUGUGAGGUGGUUAGUUCCUCAAUACCUCUUGUUUGAUGUUGCUGAUGUCUUCACCGUUGUUGGUAUGCAAGAAUUCUUUAACGAUCAAGUCCAACAUGAGUUAAGGAGCAUGCGACUUUCCUUUUAUCUCAGUGUCAUUGGUGUGGGGAGCAUUUUGAGCAGCCUUAUUGUUUCCACCAUUGAUAAGUUAAGUAGUGCAGAUGGUGGUGACAGCUGGUUUUCAAGCAAUAUCAAAAGAGCUCAUCUUCAUUACUUCUACUGGUUGCUUGGGGGGCUCAGCAUGGUAGGACUGACAGCAUUUGUGCAUUUUUCCAGGUCUUUUGUUUAUGAUAAGGGAUGGCAACUUCAUCUGCUAAUUAGAUUUCUGCAUGCCUUUUCAUGGCAAUGCCAAAUCAAUUGUAAGUAUCAACAGGAGGAGUAUCUCAAUUAAUAAAAGCUUGUUAAUCAGCAAUCUCAAGAUCGAAUUUGGAGAUAAUUAGGUGUUGGCUGGAUGCAAUAUGGUAGUGUGGUGGAUUUGUUGCUGCUACCUGAAAGGAAAGGCCUUUUUUUAAUGAAAUCAAAACAAGUGC
This is a messenger RNA of Rubroshorea leprosula, 1979 nucleotides long. The record is from the annotation of a GenBank genome assembly. NCBI's taxonomy places the organism in Eukaryota, Viridiplantae, Streptophyta, Magnoliopsida, Malvales, Dipterocarpaceae.